Molecule: messenger RNA, 1536 nt
Organism: Exophiala spinifera
Lineage: Eukaryota; Fungi; Ascomycota; Eurotiomycetes; Chaetothyriales; Herpotrichiellaceae
Exons: 3
Coding region: 1-1536 (511 amino acids)
Biological process (GO): carbohydrate transport; transmembrane transport
Cellular component (GO): membrane
Molecular function (GO): carbohydrate:proton symporter activity
Source: RefSeq, a predicted model, not a curated record
AUGGGCGCCACAGAAACGGACACCGUUACCCAUCACCUGGCGUCAGUACUGCCAACUGAUGGACGACCGUGGUAUACGAAAGGUCAUUUGGUGAAGCUAAAUUUCACUAUCUUCUCUCUAGUCCUGCUGUCAUCGUCUAACGGCUAUGAUGGUUCCUUGAUGAAUGGACUUCAAGCUCUUCCCGUCUGGAACUCAUUCAUGGGGAACCCUACCGGCUCCUGGCUUGGCUUCUUCAACGGAAUCUAUUGGAUCUGCAACGGUCUCGCCUUCCUCGCCGCCUCUUGGGCAUGCAAUAAGUACGGCCGUAAGACCGGUGUUUACGCCGGCUAUGUCUUUCUCGUUGCUGGCACGGCCCUUGGGACUGCAGCUCCAGAUCGGGGGAGCUUCAUUGCUUCCCGCGGCCUAAUUGGUGCUGCAGCAGGGUUUUUUGCGAACGGAGCACCUCUCAUUAUCAAUGAAAUCGCCUACCCAACUCAUCGACCGGUCGCGGCCUCGUGCUUUCAGUGUGGCUUCUACGUUGGCAGCAUCGUUGCAGCGUGGGUGACAUUCGGAACAAGGAACUAUUCAACCAACUGGGCUUGGAGAAUUCCAUCGGUCGUUCAGAUCCUACUCCCCUGUUUGGCGCUUCCAGGUGUGCUAAUGGCACCCGAAUCACCUCGGUGGCAUGCAUCCAUGGAUCGCAUUGACGAUGCAACCAAGUUUCUGGCCAAAUAUCACGCUGGUGGCGAUGUGGACUCCCCACUAGUUAAGUUUGAGACCGAGGAGAUAGUAAAUACUAUCAAAGCCGAACAACAAGCACAUGCGACCACGAGCUAUCUAGACCUGCUCAAAACAAGAGGAAAUCGAUGGCGACUUCUUAUAUCCGUCUCUUUGGGUGUUUUCAGUCAGUGGAGCGGCAAUGGAGUCGUUUCUUACUAUCUUACCCUGGUUCUCGACACUGUUGGAAUCACCAGCGUAACAAAUCAAACUCUGAUUUCUGGAUGCCUACAGAUAUGGAAUCUCCUUUGGGCCGUUGCUGCAGCGGCAUCUGUUGAAAGGUUGGGACGCCGACCACUAUUUAUCACCUCUGCUGCGGUAAUGCUCACAAGCUACAUCAUCAUCACUGGGCUUUCAGGUUCCUUUGCCAACACAGGAAAUUCCGCCGUGGGGACCACCGUUAUCCCAUUCCUUUUUAUCUUUUUUGCGGGCUAUGAUAUCGCACUAACACCCUUGCUGAUAUCAUAUUGUCUUGAGAUUUGGCCUUAUCGACUACGAAACCGAGGUUUCAGCGUCAUGUGGACGACAGGCGUCCUGAUCGGUAUUUUCAACACGUUUGUCAACCCCAUUGGCCUGGAGCACAUUGGAUGGAAGUACUACUUUAUCUUCAUCGUGUUCUUGAUUGCGUUUCUCUUUCUGGCCAUCUUCUGCUACCCCGAAACACGAGGUCACACUCUCGAACAGAUGGUCUUUGUCUUUGACGGACCGGAGGUCGAAGUGCUGAAUGCAGACGAAGCAGCUGAGGUGGUGGAUGUGGAGCCAAAAAGGGAGAAGGUGUAA